AUGGCGAGCAACGAGUUGAAAUGGACAUACCCGGAGAAGCGGGAACUACUGGGCGGCGACCUGCUGGCACAGACACUACGCCAGUUGGGGGUGGAGGUCACAUUUGGAAUCCACGGCGGGCAUCUCGACGCCUUCUUGAUCGGUUGUAAUCUCGCCGGCAUCAAGUUAAUCGACACCAGGCAUGAAGCCACCGCGGUACAGGCGGCUGAAGGCUACGCGAAGAUCUCGGGGAAGCCUGGCUGUGCGUUCGUCACUGCGAACAGCGGAUUCUGCAAUGCUCUCCCAGGCCUCGCAACCGCAUAUGCCGACCGCUCGCCUAUAUUUGUCGUGACAUCGUCGCCGCCUCUUCGUGAAGCAGAGACGAAUUCCCUGCAGGGGUUCCACGACCAAGUCGUGCUCGCAAAGCCGCUCACGAAAUUCGCGCACCGCGUGACCAACGCCGAGGAGAUCCCGCGCAUCGUCACGUACGCAUACAAGACCGCCAUCUCGGGUAUUCCGGGCCCCGUGGUCGUCGACUUCCCCAUCGAUGUGCUCUUCCACCCACCGCGGAUGAGUGCCAUCGCAUAUGGCUCGGUCAUGCACGCGCCAGCUGCGGCGCCGGCUCCGGAUUCUGCCAGUCUGGACGACUUGCUGAAACUGUGGAAGGCGGCGCACAGACCGGUCAUUAUUUCCGGCACGGGCGCCGCGAGAACGACGGCUAGAAAUGGCGGCGGCAGGGAGAAGCAGAGUGCUAGUCCGCUGCUUCAGCUCGCUGAAGCGACCCACACGCCGGUAUUUUACUCCCAGAAAUAUGCGCCUGCACUCCCAUUCGAGCAUGCCUUGCGAGGUGGUCCUGCCGGGAGCUUGGCUAUAUUGCCGUACAUCGGCAAGCAACAACCCGACCUUGUGCUCCUGCUCGGCGCGAGGACCGGAUUCCUGCUCGGCGGGCGCUCCGGGGCCAUCAUCCCGACGGGCGACGCAUGCAAGCUGGUACAAGUCGACAUCGACGGCACCGAGAUCGGGAAAUCGCACGCCGUGGACCUGGGCAUCGUAUCCGACGCGAGGAACUUCAUCAGCGCACUGCUAGACCGCAUCAAGACUGGGGAAAGCAUCGACAAGCACGAACCCUGGAUCCAAGACAUUCAAGACCUGAAGAACACGCCGUCGCCGCACGCAGGCGAGAGCGAAAAGGGCUCCGACGGCCGCUUGCACCCGUACCACACGAUCCGCGCCAUCUACGAGUCCAUUCCACCAGACUCGAUCGUCAUCCUCGACGGCGGGGAGGCGAGCGUGUGGGCGGGCGAGAACGUCGAGGUCGCGCGUCCGUCGUGCGCCAUCACCAGCACCGGAUACCUGGGCUUCCUGGGCAACGGAUGGGGAUAUAGUCUGGGCGCGGCUGUCGCGGCGGGCCCGGAGACGUUGGUGCUGAACGUCCACGGCGACGGCUCCGCAGGAUUCCACAUCCAGGAACUCGACACCUAUGCGCGGCAUAACUUGAAUGUCCUAACCGUGGUCAUGAACAAUUACGUCUGGGGCAUGAGUAUCGCCGGCCAGGAUAUCAUGUAUGGGUCGGAUGAUCCCGCGAGAAUGGUGUCUGCACUGUCCGAGGCGACCCGCUAUGAUGUCGUUGCCCAGGGCUUUGGGUGUAAAGGGGCGUUUGCGACCGAGAGCAUCGAUGAGGUCAAGGCCAAGGUUAAGGACUUGGCGGCGAGCAAGGGCGCCGGCCUACUGAAUGUGAUCAUUUCGAAGAAUCCGGUUACGGCCGUCACGCAGGCCAUGGUCGGGAAAACGGAUGAUCCGAAUGUUAUUGUUGUGCCUUAUUACGAUAAUGUCCCCAGGCCGUAUUAUAGGGCUGAUGAGGGGAAGAAUGGGAAUGGGAAUGUGAAGGAGACGAAUGGGCAUUGA
Exophiala bonariae is the source of this 1884-nucleotide messenger RNA. RefSeq lists its product as uncharacterized. Gene Ontology annotation, cellular component: acetolactate synthase complex. The coding region runs from base 1 to 1884 and encodes 627 amino acids. Gene Ontology annotation, biological process: L-valine biosynthetic process. The transcript is spliced from 2 exons. Gene Ontology annotation, molecular function: magnesium ion binding; thiamine pyrophosphate binding; acetolactate synthase activity. Lineage: Eukaryota; Fungi; Ascomycota; Eurotiomycetes; Chaetothyriales; Herpotrichiellaceae. The record is from RefSeq and is a predicted model, not a curated record.